Osmia bicornis bicornis is the source of this 3232-nucleotide messenger RNA. RefSeq names its product translation initiation factor IF-2-like. The coding region runs from base 244 to 1638 and encodes 464 amino acids. The record is from RefSeq and is a predicted model, not a curated record. The transcript is spliced from 3 exons. NCBI's taxonomy places the organism in Eukaryota, Metazoa, Arthropoda, Insecta, Hymenoptera, Megachilidae.
AAAUCGAAUGUCGAUUAUCAAAGCUAUUUGAAACGUGAAGCUGCCGAUCUGCUACUAUGUUAGUCAUGUAACGUGCGAACACUCAUAACUGCAGCACGUUGGACACCGGUUAGUAAUCUAAAGUGAAUAGGUGCGACAUCCGUGGCUGAUUUGUUGUUUUAGACUCAUAAAUAUAGUACGAAGUUAUAAUUAAUCAACUGCGUCGUAAUCUGUUUGAAAUAAUUAUUGUAAUCGUUGAACGAAAUGGCACCCCGUAAACCUGUAAAGCAUUCCGAUUCGGAGGUUGUAGACAGAGCCGCGGAAGCCGGCGAUGCAUCGCCGCCGAAAAGAAAGAAAACCGUUUCAAAGGUUACGACUAAAAACAACGAGGAAAAACAAAUUAGAUUACCAAGAGCUGCAAAAUCGGCUAAAACCGAGCAAACUGAAGUCCCAGACACGACUUCCGUCGCGACUAAGAACGCAAAAGUAAAAAAUAAGAUAUUGCAGCCAUCUAAAAAUGCGUCGACCGCUAUAAAAACAAAUACGAAAAUCAAAUCUACAGCAGCAAAGAAAAAUAAAGAAACCGAGGAGAAAACCAACGUAACUUCGACAAAUGUAGAAGCUACGACGAUUGUUGAAGAAACAGAAACGAAAAGGACACGUACAAAAGCUACAACAAAAAAGGCGGGAACGGAUGUUGACGAAGAGCCUAAGGCAAAAGCAAAAGGACGACCGAAAAAAGGAGCAGCUACUGAGAGUGUAGAAAGCCUAGAAGCACCAGCUGCAAAAAAGAAAAGGUUAGCAAAUGUUGAUACAGGUCCAAAAGAAAGCAAAGCAAAAGCAACAAAAAAGAAAGCUAAUGCGGAUGUUGAUGUAAAGAACAAAGCUUCCACUAAUAAAAGUAAAGCCACUGCUACUAGUAAGUCUAAAAAUGAUAUUAAUAAGACAGAAGAAAUAAAUACAACUGCGAAAGCAGCUAAAAAAACAGAUAAUAAAGUUACAAAAACAGUUGCCAGAAAAACAAGAGGGCGUAAAAAUGGAGCUACUGUAGAAGAUACAUCGAAAGAUGACGAUGAAUCAAAAGUAACAGAGGAAUCAUCUUCGGAAGCAGUAAAUACUAGCGAUAAUGAAAAUCAAGAGGAGAAUGAUCAGUUGGAAACAACAGAAUUGGUUCAACCACAGAAGAAAGGAAGAAAUCUGAAGAAGAAAGAGGAAACUGCUCCUCAAAAGAGAGCUACCAAAACUCGAGGUAAAGGUGGUAAUCGUAAUGCUGCUUUGAACGAAGAUGACGAUGCCGCCUUAAAUGAAGAGGAUAGCGAUACAGUAAAAGCAGUUAAGGACACACAAAAGAAAACAAAUAAGGAAAAUGUAUCAACAACAGCUGCCAAAAGAGGACGAGGAAAGAAAGGAGCUGGUACAACUAUAGCAAAUAAUGAAAAUGGGGAAAAGGUUUCAGAGAAUUCUGCUGCAGAGGAGAAUGCAUUAAAUUCAGCUGAAAUUCUAACUAGCAAUAACAAUGUACAAAAGUCAUUGGAAGAUGAUGAUGACAAAGAACAAGGUGCUGAAGUAGAACAAAACAAAAUAAAUGAAACCAUCACAAUUAAAAACGAAGUAAAUCAAGAUGACUUGAGCACAACAGUACACGAAAAAGAAAAUUAACGGGAAAAGAAUAUGGCUAGUAUAGGCUGAACAACAUUGAACAUUCCAUCAGUCUUGACGAGUUUCAAUCAUUUUUAACGCUAGAAUGCCAGUGUUUUUCGAUGUUGUGUUUCAUUUAAUUCUUUAAGAAAUGUUACAAAAUUUUUAAGAUUGAAAAGUAAUUAAUAAAUCAUAUUUUUUAAUAUUACAUAGUAUAUGAAACUAACAUGCACUGUCAUUCUAGAAUUAAUACUAUCAUUACUAAGAAUGUUUUAUUACAUUCACAUGAUUAUUGGUUGAGUACUUCAAAGUAGGACUAAGGAAAUAUUUAAAAAUGAGCAAGCUCGUUCUUUUUUAGCAGUUUUUACUACAAUGUUUGACAAAAAUGUAUUGUUUUUUUAAUUAUAUUCUUGCUGAUAUAAUAUAAUAGGUAUAUCUAUACAAAGACAAUUGGUUAUUCUGGCUUCUGAUUUUAGUUAAAAAUGUAUUUUGAUUUUCUUAUGCUUUUGUAAUUAAUUAAACUUUAUUGUUAGUAUUAAAAACAUGUUGUAUUUGUAUUAAAAUUCAGUAUUGAUUUUCUUUUCCACUAUGCGGGACGUUUAUGGAUUAUAGGAUGACAAUGUAUCAAAAUCAAUAUAUCUUUUAUUCAUAAAAAAUGUCCAUAAUUUUCUUUAUUAAAUACGAGUGUUUAGCACAAAUUUUGGCGCUAAACUUUUAUAACAAAUAUCUAACAAGAUGGCGGUAACAAGAUAACGCCAUUGUGAUGAUCGAUAUCUCGCGAUAUGGAUCGAUCUAUUUUUUCAAAGCAUUUGUUAAAAAAUAACCAUCUAUGAUAUCGCUAUACUUUCUAUUUUAUUUUCUACGCUACACAUGUAUACCAUUGAAUAUAUACUCAAUAACGGGAAAGAAAACUUGGUAUCGGUUUCUUUCAUGGAUUCCUUACACAUGUACAAUAGAAUGUAUUCUUCGUUCAACAAGAGAACAUACCUGUUUUGCGCAGCUCAGGGAGGCCAACUACUUCUUAUUUCUAACUUCGUGGUCAUAUAUACGGUGGACACAAAUGUACAUAUGAUUAAGCGAAGCAAACGAUCGCAUUGAAGGUCGGGGACUAUACUGAAUAUAAGGCCACUGGGUAUACUGCGCAGUGCCAUAAUGCGUUUGCGCAGACGAAGCUGCGCAGAAUGAACGAAAAUACGUCGUACGAUAAGUAUUAUUCAUUGAACAAAUAAUACAUACAGUGUUCUGAAAACCAGGUUCAAUUUCGACCUAACUCUAACCUAUUUUUUACGAACUAAUUGAUCUAGAGACUUUUUGGUUUAUAAUAUUGCUUGCAUUUGAUUGUCGCCACAUAAUGCUUCUACAUACAGAUGACGUAGUGCUAUCUAUAAGAUUGUAGUAAGCUUAGAACGCUGUCCGUUGUGGAUCGAGGAAGCAGUGAGAAACAACGGCGGAAGUGGGGAUCGUGCGCCAUUUUCUAUUUUUGCAUAGCAGUGAAUUAGUGUUGUGUGUGUACAUUUUGUGUGAUAAAUCGAUGGAUAAAUAGUAAUUGGAAGAGGACGUGUCGAAGUAAUGAAAUGAUUUUGGGAAACACGUGCUUCGAAUCUCACGCAAUUAA